This is a messenger RNA of Uloborus diversus, 3948 nucleotides long. RefSeq names its product IDLSRF-like peptide. The record is from RefSeq and is a predicted model, not a curated record. NCBI's taxonomy places the organism in Eukaryota, Metazoa, Arthropoda, Arachnida, Araneae, Uloboridae. The transcript has 4 exons. The coding region runs from base 93 to 710 and encodes 205 amino acids. Gene Ontology annotation, molecular function: protein binding.
UCCUUUCGUACCGAUCCACUGAGGGACGCGCAACAUCCACGCUUCGGAGCACUUCCCACGGAAAGCCCUCUCUCGCUACAUCUUCCAGCAACAUGUUGGCCGGACGGGCAAUCUGUUUGCGAGUGCUUCUGGCCCUGAGCCUGGCCCUAGUGGCACGCGGGGCCUAUCUUAUCGACUUCUCGAGAGUUUUCCACCACAAUCUGGCCAAUGUUAAAAGAGAAGCAGACACUGACCGAUGCCACCCGACACAACCUUUCCGCUGCCCAGGGGAACGCACAGUGUGCAUUUCAAUUCAGUACUUAUGCGAUGGAGCUCCCGACUGCAGUGAUGGCUACGACGAAGAUCCCAGGCUCUGUACAGCAGCUAAACGACCUCCUGUUGAAGAAACAGCUAAUUUUCUGCAAACACUCAUUAUCAACCAUGGGCCAAAUUAUUUGGAAAAAUUAUUUGGUAAGAAAGCUAGAGAUGCUUUGGAACCUUUGGGAGGAAUGCAAAAGGUCGCCAUAGCUCUUUCGGAGAGCGAAACAUUAGAAGAUUUUGGCAAAGCUCUGCACCUGAUGCGUUCGGAUCUGGAACACUUGCGAAACGUGUUCAUGGCUGUGGAGACCGGCGACUUCAGCCUCCUCAAAUCUCUGGGUAUUCGUGACUCGGAGUUGGGAGAUGUCAAAUUUUUCCUCGACAAACUUGUCAGCACUGGUUUUAUGGAUUAAAAGAAGAAGGCAACAACUCAUCCUCCCUCCUCAGUCCCUCCAGAUGAGUCGUCAACACCACAAAAUUGCAAACAAAUAUCAAAUGUGUUACAGCUCAAAAGAACUGAAAGCGUCAUGAGCUACAAAUAUACAUAUCUUUGAGAGAGAUUCAGAUUAUGCACAAUUCGAAGCAAAGAGAAAAAUGCUUAUAUUUCCAUAAAAAAAAUUAAUUUGUAAGGAAUAUGAUACUCAUGUUGCUUAAACCAAACUUCGCUGUCAGAGUUAAUUUUCCAAUUCAAAACUACGUUAAUAAAAAAGUAUACAAUAAACCCAUAACCCUUUUACUUCCCAAAAGCAUUUCAAAAACGAUUUUUCGGCUAUUUCAUUGACUUUCGUAUAAUCUUCACACAACAUUCAUUCCUAUGUUUUAUCCUAGUGCCCAAAACUGUUUUCUUAAUUUCGUUUACUUAUGAGUUAUGAAGAAUUUGCUCUAAUGUAUUGUGAACAAAUAAUUUGACAGUUUCCAUCAACUUAAAACUCAGUAAAAUGAUUUUUUAAUUUCGCUGAAAGCUUAACUAGUUAUAAGCCUUUGAAAAUGUUUAUUCAUUAAAGUGUAUACACACUAAAAGUUCCGAAAUUUUAUUUCGUUUUGCUGUAGAUAUUUUGCUUUGUGGACGGCUCAGAAAUCCCCAAUGGUCUCAAAGUCUCUGGCAAAACAUUUCAUGCAUUGAGAUUUUCUUUAUUUUGUGUACUAUUGUGCAUAUAAGAGAAAACUAUUUUAACUAGUACUAUUAUUUUUCUACAGAAAGAAAAUCGGUUAAUGUUAUGUCAUUACAUACUAGUUUUAAACGUAGUAAGCAAAAUUGAGAGAAAUUAAUCAUUUCAUUAAUGACUUUUUUUAAUUUAAAACUCUCCUUAAUGAUGUCUCCUCAGCUAUAAUUUAGUUAUAGCCAAAUGAAUCCUGGAGCAUCCAUUUGAGGAGAUGCUAGUUGCUUGACUAUGAGACCAUAUCAAAGUCGAUCAAAUCUUCAUUUUCUAUCCUUUCCUUCCUCGUUCAUUUCAAACAAAUCUAGUUCUUAAAAGAACACUAAAUGAAUUGUCAACUCAUGGUGCCAGAUGAGUUUGCUUAGAAGUCUGCUGAAGCACCAGACACACUGCAAACUCUUUUUUCCUGCAAUCAUCUGUUGUAAGACUCUACUGUUUUUUCUUUCUAUGUCUACAGGUGCACUUGGAUCCUUUUUAACGAUGUCAUUGGUGUUGUUGUCUUUUCUCGUUCAAGGGCGUAUUGAACGUUGACGUUCUUUCUUUCAGUCGCACAACUCUCAUACGAAUCAAAACAUAUUUUAAACCGAUUCGGUGAUAGAUAGGAAUCGAUUCAGUCAAAUGUAUCGAAAAACACAAAUGUAUAUAUUUAUAAGAAAUUGUACAUAAGAAAUGAAAAUAUAGAUGAAAUUAAUCAUAUGUGAGAAGAAUGAAAGUGUAAUUUUUCAUAUUAAUUUUUGAACGCAGUUUGUUUAACUUGAAUCGAAAUUCAGACUAAAUAUUCAAAAUUUCAUGAGCUUCGUUCUUCUUAAUAAAUUUCACAUUGAUAACACUUAGUUAAUAUUCUCGUGUUUAUAUACUUAAAAAUUCAUCAUUGUUUAUCAAUUGACUUUGAUAGAAAAGGUAAUAUGCGCGCGUUAAAUCUUUUUUACAAACUUACUAAGGCUUUUGCACAACGAACAAGCAAAGAGUGUCUGCAUCAAGCAGUGAUGUACAUGUCCUAAAGCCCUUCAAAGAGCAUGUUUUUAAAGAGUAUAUAACUGUUUACUUAUUUUUACAUAAUAUUUGUCAAAAUUCUAAAUGUCAAUAACCAAGAUCUCUCUCCUAUUUUUUUGGCUUUUUUAAGAACCCUAAUUCGAUAUGUUUUUUUAAAGAAUGAUGCGUUUAUAAAAAAGAACGUAUCAGUGUAAACAAUACAUAUCAGCUUUUCAGCUAAUGAAGAUAAAAAAUUUUAGAUAGUUCUGCUUUUCCUAAAUUUUAAAUAAGGUAUAAAUAUAUAUGAAUCAAAUUCCAGAUUUUUAUCCUAUUUUUUUUCCUUCUACGGUAUAUUAUCACAUUUCAUUCAUAUCACACGAAUACAUUGAAAAUGUUCUCUAAAUUAUUUUUCUUCUGAACCAUUAUGGCGAAAUACUCUUUAUAGCUAUGAAAUGAUAUUGAUUCGUGAUGAUAUUGUCAGUGGCGUUAACGAUAUUCUGGUCCUGCAAAUGACCUUAAGAAUAAACAUAUCACUACUGAAGUUGCCUUAACUUCGCCGUGAACAGUUUUAUAAUUUUGUAAGAUCUUGUAUUGCGAGAAAAUUUUCGUUCGUGCUUUCAUGUACAAACAGAUCUAUUUAUGCCCGUAUUUUGAUGUGCUUUCUCAGGAAGCUUGCUAAUCCACUAGAAACUUAAAAUCUCGUAAAUUUUGUGUAAUUUAAUCCUUCCAUUGUUUUAACUUAAACCAAAACAUUAAAUUUUCUGGUCAGAUAGCAUAAGUAGGCUUAAACAUCCUUGUGAAGUUUCGCAAACGAUGCUCAAAAUAAAGAGCUAUUUCCCUUUGAAAGCAAUCUUACACACUCCGCAUGUAACUUUGACGUUUGAUGUUUGAUAAUACACAAACAUCAGUUUGAACUGUGGUUCAACUUUCAAGCCUGCAUGUCUUUCAAACGAUGUAAGAUCUAAUACGAAGUAUUUCUCUUUCUCUAAUAUGUAUCUCUAUGUGCUGUAUUCUCGAAAGUUUAGUUAACCGAUUUAUAUAUGAUCUAGAACUGUAUAUGAUAUGUGUUGAAAAGUUAACUGAAUGAGUGUCGUGGUUUUUCACACAUACAUGAAAAGGUUUACCUAUUUUAAGGGCUCUUCAAAAAUUUUAUUGAUGUUGCUUCAAUUUUUCGUCGUUCAUGUAUUUACAAAGAUAUGACCAAACUUUGGUCACCGAAUGGGUUUAAAAGGCUUUGAUGUCAACACUGCUAACUUUCCUUACUAGUUUGCAUAAAAUUUGUUGCACUUUGUUCUCCCCACUUAAAUUUCGUUGUAUUGAAACAAUAGAGCAAAAUCUGUGCCUAGUUUCUCACAUUCUCCAUUCAUUCUAGUUUUGUGCAAUUAAGUUCCCAACUGUGAUCAUUAAAUCGGUAUGAAUUUCAUCAAAAGCAAAUGUGAGAUUAUAUUUACACUGUAUAAUUAUUCGAUAUUUUACUUAUUUGUAAGUGGGAAGUCGAAUAAAUAGUAUCGUGUGUCUUGGA